AUGGGUAAGAAGAACACAAAAGGUGGUAAGAAAGGUAGAAGAGGGAAGAACGAUUCCGCUGGUCCAAAGCGUGAGCUGAUCUACAAGGAAGAAGGUCAAGAGUAUGCUCAAAUCACCAAGAUGCUGGGUAACGGUAGAGUUGAAGCCAGUUGUUUUGAUGGUAUUAAGAGAAUGGCACAUAUCAGAGGUAAGUUGAGGAAAAAGGUCUGGAUGGGUCAAGGUGAUAUUAUUUUGGUUUCAUUGAGAGAUUUCCAAGACGACCAAUGUGAUGUUGUCCACAAGUACAAUUUGGAUGAAGCCAGAACUUUGAAGAGUCAAGGUGAAUUGCCAGAGAAUGCCAAGAUUAACGAGACCGACAACUUCGGUUUCGAAUCCGACGAAGACGCUAACUUCGAGUUCGGUAAUGCUGAUGAAGAUGACGAAGAAGAAGAAGAUGAGGAAUUCGAUAUCGACGAUAUCUAA
This is a messenger RNA of Nakaseomyces glabratus, 462 nucleotides long. RefSeq names its product translation initiation complex factor eIF1A (gene TIF11). Gene Ontology annotation, molecular function: RNA binding; translation initiation factor activity. The record is from RefSeq and is a predicted model, not a curated record. Gene Ontology annotation, biological process: translational initiation. Gene Ontology annotation, cellular component: cytoplasm. NCBI's taxonomy places the organism in Eukaryota, Fungi, Ascomycota, Saccharomycetes, Saccharomycetales, Saccharomycetaceae.